Messenger RNA from Xyrauchen texanus (razorback sucker), 3458 nucleotides. Its product is annotated as homeobox protein Meis1-like. The record is from RefSeq and is a predicted model, not a curated record. The transcript has 13 exons. The coding region runs from base 403 to 1536 and encodes 377 amino acids. Lineage: Eukaryota; Metazoa; Chordata; Actinopteri; Cypriniformes; Catostomidae. Gene Ontology annotation, molecular function: RNA polymerase II cis-regulatory region sequence-specific DNA binding; DNA-binding transcription activator activity, RNA polymerase II-specific. Gene Ontology annotation, biological process: hemopoiesis; animal organ morphogenesis; brain development.
UCCUCCAACACCCUCUCCGCGCUCCUCGCAUCACAGAGAUGUUAUUGCAUUAAGAAUAAACCAGCCAAGCGAUCAAAGAGCCGAAUGGAGUGUGCUUUUAAUGUCCCGUCACCUUUUGGCUACAGAAUCUUCGAGUGAAAACAGGAAAAGCAAACAUCAGUUCCACAUUUUGGUUACUGGCUUGUACCUGGUGGAGCGUCGAGAACUGGAUUCCCAACAAGCCUCCAGCCUUGCGUUCGUUAAAAACAGGAGUUGAGCUGGAGUGUCUGGGAGGAUUACAAUGUCAUUGUUCGUGACGGGCACUUGAGUUGGGUUUUCUGGAGAGUUUUUGAAUGCUCCCCGGGCUCGCAGCACUGAGAUCGGGACGUGUUGAGAACAGGGAGUCGGUGGCGCGGAGUCCGCAUGGCGCAACGGUACGAGGAUCUGGUCCACUACGGCAUGGAUGCCGUCGGUAUCCCGUCUCCGAUGUACGGGGAUCCGCACGCUGCCAGAGCGAUGCAGGCGGUGCAUGUGAGUCACGGCCCGCCGCUGCACCACUACCCGCACCCGGCAGCUCCCGGUGUCCCGUUGCCCGUUAACGGCGCACUAAAACGGGACAAAGACGCCAUUUACGGACACCCUCUUUUCCCUCUGCUUGCACUAGUCUUCGAAAAAUGUGAAUUAGCGACUUGUACGCCGCGAGAGAUCGGAGUUACCGGUGAUGUCUGCUCGUCGGAGUCUUUUGACGAAGAUAUUACAGUAUUCUCGAAACAGAUGAGGGCGGAAAAACCUUUCUUCUCGUCGAAUCCAGACUUGGAUAAUUUGAUGAUUCAAGCCAUUCAAGUGUUGCGAUUUCAUCUCCUCGAAUUAGAGAAGGUGCACGAGCUGUGUGAUAAUUUCUGUCACCGCUACAUCAGCUGUCUGAAGGGAAAGAUGCCCAUUGAUCUGGUGGUCGAUGAUAAAGAGGGGGGGUCCAGAUCAGACGGAGAGGAACUUACACGCACCCCCGGCGGUGCAGAGCAGGUGUGUUGGAGGGAGGAUGAUGCUGCAUCCGUUCAUUCUUCCGAAGCUGCAGCUCCCUGUGGCAGACACUCACACAAUGGAGACAACAGCAGUGAGCACGGUGAUUUUUUGGAUCAGAGUGUUGCCUCUCCAAGCACAGGAGAAGAGGAAGACCCUGAUAAAGAACGAAAGAACAACAAGAAAAGAGGGAUUUUUCCCAAAGUGGCAACCAACGUCAUGAGGGCAUGGCUGUUUCAGCACCUCACGCACCCAUACCCCUCAGAGGAACAGAAGAAGCAGCUGUCUCAGGACACAGGACUGACCAUCCUCCAGGUCAACAACUGGUUUAUCAAUGCCAGAAGAAGGAUCGUCCAACCAAUGAUCGACCAGUCCAACCGUGUCGUAGGUCAUGGUGGCCCGUACACUCCUAAUGGUCAGCCAAUGGGAGGUUUUAUAAUGGAUGGACAGUCACACAUGGGCAUCAGACCUCCAGCAGCUCUGGGUGGUCUUGGAGGAGUGAAUAUGGGGCUGGAGAGUCAGUGGCACUACAUGUAAACAAUCUCUCCUGCCAUCCUGCUGAACACAGCAAACAAGAGAGUCCGGCAUUCUGGUACUUUGAAAGGACUGGUCCUCAACUCAUGGAUUGGGAAAUUGCAUUUGCACCACCAAUAAUGGCCUAUCAUCAGCGGUACAGAUACCCUUCAAAAACCUUUACAGCUUUACUCUCGGCAAGUUCUAAAGGCGCCGUCCUCGCGACACAGACAGUUUCAGCACGCAACGAGAGCGCUCUCAUUCAAGAUGGCAUCCUGGACCCGUGUUUCAUAUGAUGGGCAGAUCGACCACAUCCGUGAAGACAGACAACGAUAUAGAAAAGAGAUGCCUCAACACCUGGACAUACCUCCUCUGGGCCAGGAACCAGGUGAUUCUUCCAGUGGCCUUAAAGGUCAAAUCAAAAGUCUCGUGUUUCAACCCAAGUGCAACCUGAAAUGAAGAGUCAUUAUUCUGAAAACAAAAGACGGGGAGUUUUUCUGCUGUGGGCGUCCCGGCACCAGCAAACGUCGAUGUCACUUGAAGACAUCAACGACAAUAACAGUCAAGAGUUUGUGAUCUCAAGAAAGAUGGUCGAGAUCUUUGAUGAAUAUCUGCGCAAAGAAAUUGAAUAUACUACAAAAAUGUCCUAAUCGUUAUUUUUGUCUUGUUUUCUGGGAGAAAUAUCUAAACAUCUUGAGAGAAAUUUACAUGAGAAGCGAAAUGAUUGUGCAAGAUAUUAUAUUGUAUGAUACAUGCAAAAAUGCAUCUUGAAUUAUUUUAUUUUCUUGAAUUAAGUUUUUUAUUUUACCCCGUUGGAAACAUUGGCAAAGUUGUUUUAAGCAUAAACUUCACUAUCUUUGGUUAAAACAAGAAAUCACGCAAUAAUGCUAAUUAGGUCAAUUCUUUUGUAAGUUAUUAUACAGUAGGAUAUUUUUAAGAUUUGUUUGAAGGCUCGGUCUCAGAGAACGCAUCUUGAAUUUUUUACUAAAUUUACAAAAUGUCUUUCUUGUUUUGUUUUAAGCAUAAACCUCAUUAAACUGAGUUAGAUUUAUAUGCUUAAAACGAAAAAUGACAUAAGAAAUAUGAACUUAAUUAUAGAUGCAUUGUCUGAAAAAUGCUGUUUUAUAAUUUUACACAAUUUAGCUUCAUAUAUACACUAAAACUAAUGUUUUAAGAUUUAAGCUUUCAAUUUAAUAACCAAACAAAUCCAUCAAAUUGAAUUGAGUAAUCUUUAACAAAAUAAUAAUAAUACUUUUAUGAAUGUAUUUUUUCAUCAAAAUUACACAGUUGAAUUUGAUGGGAUUUUCUAAUGAAACUCAAAUGCAUACAUCUUAAAAAUAGGCAAAAAUAUUUUUUGGGGGUGUAAAUUUAUCUUGUUUUCAGAACGUUUAGAUAUUAUUUCUGGUAAACUAGACAAGUGUAUACAGUGUGUACAAAACCCAAUAAAUGCAUAUAAUGCUGCUGGAUGUGUCAAACGUGACACAAGGCUCAUAAACGCGGGUUUUGCCCUGUGAAUGAAACUAAAGGAUUCUCACACACGACCGAUUUAUUGCAAAUGUGCUCAGAUACAUUUGGACAGUCUGGAGACGACGAGUUGAAAGUUCCUAAUAAUUGUUAAUGUUCUUGAUUUGACUGACUUGAGCUGAGCUGUAUUUUCACAGUAUGCGUGUGUGUGUGUGUGUGUUUGUGUUUUGGAUUCAGUGUGGGUUAUUUGCAUAAAUAUUCAUACCUCAACAAGUGUGUUAUGUAUCAUUAUUGUUGUAUAUUGUUGUGAAGAUCUGCUCUGAUUCCUUUGCUAUGUUGGGAGUGGAAUAUUCUCAUACAGCAUAUUGUGGCACAGUAUGCAGUAUGUAGUACUAAACGUUUCAAACAGUAAUAUUUUACAAUGUUGUCGCAUGACCUCACUAUUAUGCAGGUUUAGUAAUCAAGUAGCAUCUGGUUAUCAU